Molecule: messenger RNA, 3478 nt
Organism: Mercenaria mercenaria
Lineage: Eukaryota; Metazoa; Mollusca; Bivalvia; Venerida; Veneridae
Product: neurogenic locus notch homolog protein 1-like
Exons: 17
Coding region: 121-1587 (488 amino acids)
Biological process (GO): establishment or maintenance of epithelial cell apical/basal polarity; heterophilic cell-cell adhesion
Cellular component (GO): plasma membrane; protein-containing complex
Molecular function (GO): calcium ion binding
Source: RefSeq, a predicted model, not a curated record
CAGUUGCGUAUAUACUUUUCGAUGUGUAUAUGUAACGUGUACGAGGUCACCUGACAGCACAUAUAUAUACAUGUGUAUAUAUCAAUUUUGUAAGCUUGUGAUAAAGGUUAUAUAACAACGAUGCCCUCGUUGUUGGUCAUCCUGAUUGGACUGGUGCUUAUAGGAUUGUGCUAUUGUGAAUCAUGCGACUCAGUUACUGACUGCCACUCAACCAACUGUAAAGACUAUCACCAUGGAAACUGGAUACUUGAAUGCAAACACCACAAAUGCCAAUGCAAAGAGACAAACGCAUGCGGGACCACACCUUGUUUAAAUGGCGGAACGUGUCACUCUACGGGGACUGGUACCAUGUAUACGUGUGAGUGCGUUAGCGGGUUUUGGGGAACCAGAUGCGAACAUAAUGCACACUGCAAUAAAAAUCCAUGUCACAACGGCGGAACAUGUUCUGAGGACAGACAUAGACCCUUCUACAAGUGCAGUUGCCUGAGUGGAUAUUAUGGACACGCUUGUGAACAUUUCUCAUCAGCAUGCGAUUCUAAUCCUUGUGUUCAUGGAAGAUGCAUGCCGUCGAGUUCGGGACAUGGUUACACGUGUCGGUGCCGACAAGGUUUUUCUGGGGACAGAUGUCAAGCUCACGAAUGCGAAAGACAUCCCUGCAAUAAUGGUACUUGCUAUAGAACGGCUACCAGUCCCCACUUUGCUUGCAGUUGCUUCACUGGUUACCAUGGAAUCCAUUGUCAAUUUGAAAGCUGCAAAGAAGUGAGAUGUCACCAUGGAGGAACUUGUAGACCCACUGUUCAUUCACCAUUCCAUACUUGCAGUUGCUUACCAGGAUUUCAGGGAACAAGCUGCCUACACAGAGUUCCGCAUUCAACGACAACAGCCAAACCAGCACUAGCAACAAUUAACACCGACAGAGUUCCGCCUUCAGCGACGACAGCCAAACCAGCAGUAGCAACAAUUAACACCGACAGAGUUUCGCCUUCAACGACAACAGCCAAACCAGCAUUAACAACAAUUAAAACCGGCCCUGCCUGCUUGGCUUGUAGUAAUGUGGUAUCACCUGAUACAUGUGAAAAUAUUGUCCAGUGUGGAAUCCACGAGGUUUGUUACGUGGACCAGUUCGUUAACAGCAUUGGCAGUUUCAGAUUUAACCUAGGAUGUCGUGACAAGGCGCAAUGUGACGUCAUGCAAAGAGGUGACUCACAAAAUACUGCCAGUGGACAGGCUGCUGACACCCCGCAGCUCUACGUAUGCACAGAAUGUUGCAGAAACAGUUUAUGUAAUAGCGGAGGAUGCGGGGAACAAGGUUUUCAAUCAUUUACUUCUGGACAAAGGGGGCCAAUUUGCUUUAAAUGUGAGCAGCAAAGUAGUCCAAACGACUGCAAUAAAAUCAGAAUCUGCGGUCGGGAUGAGGUAUGUAUGCUGAAUACGACAUCAGUUGGGACGAGUCAUCAGAUGCUAUGGAAAUCGGAUUGCCAGAAAAAAUCGACAUGUCAACACACUGGUGUUAUCAGUUCUAACUCAGGGAAUGGUGGCUGUUCGAAGAAUUGCUGUUCCCAGGACCUAUGUAAUAAUGUGUGUUAAGGUAAAACUGAAAUAAACAUUUUGAAAUAUAAUAUUGACUCUGAUAUUAAAAACACCCCUAAAGUCUUUAUAUUUGUCCCCGACUGUAAAACUAGAAAGAUUGAAAACAAAACAGGCCGUAAAGCCUCAUAUUUAAAACCAAACAAACUAAGAUAUGCAAAAUUUUAAUGGGAAAAUAAGUCGUAAUUAUAUACCCAUUUAGUUCCCGUUUCGUGAAACCAAAAAAAAAUGAUAAAAAUGUAAUUGAAUAUACCUAUUUUCGAAUAAAAUGCGUCGUACGCGUUUCGGUACACGGAACAGUCAUUUUAAUGAGAUAUUUAGCAAUUUUAUACAAGUGAAGGCCACGUUAAAAAAGUGAGUAAUUUGAUUUUUUAUAGUUUAUUGAUGUAUAUUUGAUUUAAUGAUUAAAAAUGGAAUCUGGUAAUUACUAGAAAAUAAACGUUACCAGAUCCUUCCUUUAAGUAGACAUAGGACAUAGAGAUCAAUAUAAUUGCAACUUUACUAAUCCUACCAGGUGUUCUGUAUUACAAAAGUGGUUCUAUUGUGAUAUUUUGAUACAAGCAAAACUGUAUUAUCUGCACUAUUAUUUACCUACUGGUACUUCAUUUUAUUAUUGGAUUGUUAAAUGUUAAUUUUUUACCAUAUGUAAGUUGACAGAAUCAUAGGAACCAUAUUUUGAGGGGUAAAUCAAACACAAAUGAAUAAAUUCUAAAUUUUGUUGUGCAAAAAAGUAUGAUAUUGUGUCUAAAACAGUUUUCAUUUUCCACUCAAUUGUGUAAUUGCAAGGGAAGUAAACUAAUAGAUAUCUCUUUAUAAGUACUAGCCCAAGGCAAGAGUUGUCAUUCUUUGUAGAUCACAACUUUAAAUUAAAAAUUUAAACUUCUGUUAUUGUUAUUAAGAAAACUAUCAUAAACUUCACAUUUGUGAAAUCAUUUUUGGUUAUUUCAGGGCCUUGGAAAUCAAUUUCUAGACUUUAUUUAAUGUAAUACUAUCACUGAAAAUUUUAGGGUCUUUUGUUUUUGUUGUUGUUGUUGUUUUGUUUUUUUUUUUUUGGUUUAACGCCGUUUUUCAACAGUAUUUCAGUCAUGUAACGGCGGGCAGUUAACCUAACCAGUGUUCCUGGAUUCUGUACCAGUACAAACCUGUUCUUCGCAAGUAACUGCCAACUUCCCCACAUGAAUUAUCAGAGGUGGAGGACUAAUGAUUUCAGACACAAUGUCGUUUAUCAAAUAGUCACGGAGAACAUACGCCCCGCCCGAGGAUCGAACUCGCGACCCCGCGAUCCGUAGACCAACGCUCUUACGGCCAUAUUUGCUCACACAAGUAUUGUGCAUGCCGACGCACUUACACUGUUUCAAAAUUGGUACAAAAAUCUCAUUUCAAACUAAUAUUUCUUGAAGGUUGCCUGAUGCAUGAUCUAAUUGACUUGUAAAAUCUUAUUGAUAUGUAAAUGAUUAGAGGAAAAUUGACCAAGACAGUGUUUUUGAACAUCUAGAUAUUGACGUCGCUUCUGCGUCGCAAAGAUAAACAUGUAAGCUCCUGUAUGUUUACAAUUCCCAGUGAACUCACAUUUACACUUCAUGAUUUUAAUAUAAAAAUCUAAACAACUAAACCGUAACUUACUUCUUAAUUUAUUUGAUACAUUUCACAAGUUUUGUGAAUGAAGAAGAAAAAAAAAUAACACUGAAUUUGGUAAAGUAUUUUAUAUACAUUUUCAUUUGUUCUGUACAUUUUUAAUGCGAAAAUUUAUUUUUGUGUAACUGAUAUCGAUAAUCGAUAUCCUUUGAUAUGUUUUAAUGUGUUAUUUACAGGAUGGAGGUUUUGUGGUACACCGGUUUGCAUGGUGUAUGGCUUAGAAUGUUUUUAGAAUGUGGUUUUGCCUGUUGGAUAU